Molecule: messenger RNA, 866 nt
Organism: Periconia digitata
Lineage: Eukaryota; Fungi; Ascomycota; Dothideomycetes; Pleosporales; Periconiaceae
Source: the annotation of a GenBank genome assembly
UAUUCGCUGUACUGUACCUUCGAUUACCUAUCUGCGAAUCAGUCCUUCGCGCGAGAUCUCGCAGACACUGCUACAACCUGUCGAUCAGUACUUAAGCGAAUGCGACACUCUGAACAUCAGCGAAUCACAAAAGAGAACAUAUAGUCCCUACGCACUCAAUGACGGAUGCGCUAUACGGCCGUACUCAGGUUUACGUCCGUAGCAGCGGAUCAGGUCUAGAGUGCGCUCCUAGCGUUUGGGGCUGUUGGCUACUUUUCUUGGGAGACGGAGAGAUUUCACGAGACGAUUGCGAGAUCGACACUCAAGUUGCUUUUUAAGGAUAAGCUUGGUUUCCACGGAGCGUGAAUCACGUGCUUAGCCCUCCUACUCAAUCUGCUUGUUGCUACAUGAUUACUAUAGCGUCUUGAGUAGCUUUUGAAAGAACCAUCGUUGCGCAUCUAUUUCGGCGUGUUCAUUAAUCGGGGGAAUAACAGUGCUCUCAGCACUCACUGAUCUGACUACAUGAUUUUAUCUCUUUACAGUUUGGAUGACGUAGAUCUGGGCAUUUUGAAUAGGAAAAUGGGCACCACAACCACCAUACUAAAAAUCCACCCGAGAGUUUUAACUACUCAACGGGGGUGCUACACGACGAAAUUCCCGCCAACACUGCCCAAGACCGCUGCAUUCCGCGUUAACACAUGGAGAUCAAAGGCCAUUGGCUCUUCAAGUUAAAAUAACCUUCAAAUGUCCGCUUCGCAUGACUAGGUGCCCCUUAAAUGGCCCCAAUCGUCGGGAUCUUGGACUAGCUACGCCACGGAAAAUGGUAUAUAUUCUCACUGAGAAACGGUUAUCAGGGUAUGUGGGGUCUUUGUGUCGCGCGAGAACUG